AUGCGUCCCAGAAAUCUCGCGCUCGCGAUUGCGGCGACCAUCUCAUCCUCUGCGCGGACGUGCAUCCAAGCCAUGACAACCGAUAACCAAAGCAACAUCUCUGCAAUUAUACACCAGGGGUUCAACUAUGGUGCCCAAAACGUCACGGGCGGCUGCCGCGGUCAUGACGACUACACUCGCCUCUUCAACCUCGCCCGCUCCCUCCCGUCGGGCAACUUCACAUCGGCCAGGAUCUACACCAGCAUAGAAUGCGGCACAGAAGGCGCACAAACACCAAAGCCCAUCUCCGCCUUCCAAGCCGCAGUGGAAACCAACACCAGCUUACUGGUUGGGUUGUGGGCCAGCGAAGGCCAAGACGAAUUCACCAAGGAACUCAACGCCCUCAAAUCCGCCCUCUCCGACCCAACCUACGGCUCCCAGCUGGCGGGGCUGGUGGUCGGCGUUGCCGUCGGGUCUGAGGACAUGUACCGCGCCGAUUCCAUCACCCGCGGUACGUGCGGGGCCAAUGUGUCCCAGUGCGCCGCGGGGGCUACGGCCGAUCAGUUGGUAGCGUACGUGCAGCAGACACGGGCCGCGCUGCAGGGUACGGCGCUGGCUGCAGCGGCGAUCGGGCACGUGGACACGCCUGACUCUUGGGCGUCGAAUGGGUCGGCAGCGCUGGUGCAGCAGUUGGAUUGGGUCGGGCACAACUCGUUUCCGUAUUGGGAGUCGAGCGGUCAGGAUAACGGGAUCGAUGCAGCCGGGGGCCGGUUUCAAGGCGCCUUGGGGGUUACCAUUGGUGCUGCGGGCGGGAGACCGGUUUGGGUCACCGAGACUGGAUGGCCUGCGAACGGCCCCAAGUUGUUAAACGCCGAGGCGACACCAGCAAACGCCAUGAAGUACUUUCACGAUGUGGGACGGCAGCAGCUCUUUGGUCAGCGCAACACUUGGUGGUACAUUCUGGAGGAUAGCAAUUCGAACCAGUCGUCUUUGUCAUUUGCCGUGUGGAACCAAACAACCGGCCAGACCACAUUCUCUCUGGAAGGAUAG
Molecule: messenger RNA, 1029 nt
Organism: Pyricularia grisea
Lineage: Eukaryota; Fungi; Ascomycota; Sordariomycetes; Magnaporthales; Pyriculariaceae
Exons: 2
Coding region: 1-1029 (342 amino acids)
Biological process (GO): cell wall organization
Cellular component (GO): cell surface; extracellular region; fungal-type cell wall
Molecular function (GO): glucan endo-1,3-beta-D-glucosidase activity; 1,3-beta-glucanosyltransferase activity
Source: RefSeq, a predicted model, not a curated record